AUGACCAGACUGAUGUUGGGCAGGACGCUGGAAAGGAUCUGCAAGGCCGUCCUGCUGCUCUGUCUCGUGCACUUCCUCAUCAUGAUGAUCCUGUACUUCGACGUUUACAGCCAGCGAUUUGACAUCUUCAGCCGUUUCAACGGGCGAAACUUUUCCAGGACGCAUCACUACUACUACAACCUCUCUCGCCCCAAUGGCACAUUUGCCAGUUACCUGGCCACAGGAGACCACUUCUUGCACAGCGCCAGGCCAGAAACCAACAUAACUCCCACUGCCAAGCCUUUACCUCCAUGCCCUGAGGUGCCCCCUGGACUUGUUGGACGCUUGCUAAUUGAGUUCAGCUCUGCCAUGACGCUGGAGAGAGUGCAGAAGGAGAACCCCAAUGUGACCGAAGGAGGGAAGUACACCCCUCCUGAUUGUAGAGCCAAGCAGAAGGUAGCCAUCAUCAUCCCUUUUCGACACAGAGACCACCACCUGAAGUACUGGCUGCACUACCUCCACCCCAUUCUUCUUGGACGCUUGCUAAUUGAGUUCAGCUCUGCCAUGACGCUGGAGAGAGUGCAGAAGGAGAACCCCAAUGUGACCGAAGGAGGGAAGUACACCCCUCCUGAUUGUAGAGCCAAGCAGAAGGUAGCCAUCAUCAUCCCUUUUCGACACAGAGACCACCACCUGAAGUACUGGCUGCACUACCUCCACCCCAUUCUUCGCCGGCAGAAGAUCGACUAUGGGAUUUAUAUUAUCAACCAGCUGGGGGAAGACACCUUUAACCGAGCCAAGCUGCUUAAUAUUGGCUACACAGAAGCACUGAAGGAUGCAGAGUAUGACUGUUUCAUCUUCAGUGAUGUGGAUCUUAUCCCUAUGGAUGACAGAAACCUCUACCACUGCUAUGACCAGCCACGCCACUUUGCCAUCGCCAUGGAUAAAUUCGGAUUCAGGCUACCUUACGCUGGUUAUUUUGGGGGUGUGUCAGGGUUGAGCAGAAACCAGUUUCUGAAAAUCAAUGGCUUCCCCAAUGAGUACUGGGGCUGGGGAGGAGAAGAUGAUGACAUCUAUAACAGGAUUACCCUCAAUGGCAUGAAGGUUUCUCGGCCAGAUGUGCGGAUCGGGAGGUACAGAAUGAUCAAGCACGAGCGUGACAAGCACAACGAGCCCAACCCCCAGAGGUUCAACAAAAUCCAAAACACCAAGGUCACCAUGAAGCGUGAUGGUAUCAACUCCCUUCAGUAUCGCCUUGUCCAGGUCACAAAGUACCCUCUGUACACAAACGUCUCCGUGGAGAUCGGCAAGCCCCCACCUCGGCCUCCAAGAGGAUAGGGCCACGCCUCACGUCAACACGCACACAGUAACUCUCCUGCUGGACUUCUUUCUCUCCCUGUCUGCCUCAGGCCCAGUCAGAAAAGAGAAGCCUUAAACAGUGCAGACAGGCACCAUGGGCCUACAAAAGACACAAAGCCUUGUGCUUUUCUGAGACUCUUGAGAUUUAUUUGUUUUGUUUUUUUUUCUUUUCCGGGUCCGGCUGUCUUCAUGACUACUAUCUCAAAAUGCUAACCUCGUGAGGGAAAAAAAAAUUACAAAACGGACCGGCGAUAAAGCUCGUCAUCCAGUGGGUGAGGUUCUGAACGCUGGAUUGAAAUUAGAAUUUCUUUUUUUAGGUUUAUUUUUUUACGUAACAUAUACUUGUAUUCUUUUGUAACUAUACAACAACAAAAUUAAAACUUCAGAGGCAUAUUACGUUCACCGACUAUUUUUUUAGGAUAGACAAUAUUAGUGAGAAACCAUGGAGAGCUACUGUAGGUUGCUAUCUUUGUUGUUCUGCUCAAGGGUAACAUUUACAAGCCUGUUUAAUCCAUUACCUGUAAACCCACCAAUGUUAUUAUACUGAGAUUGUUAUACUAACAACCUGGACAUAUAACCAAGACCAGCCUAAUUGUUUUGAACUGUCAAGAUUACUAUAUACAUAUAUAUUGUAUAUAUGUGUGUAUACAUAUGCUAAAAUGAAUGUGUAUCUAUACAGGCUUUACACAUACUGUAAUUGUGCUGGUAUUAAUAUCACUUUACAAAUACAGGGCCUCAAGAUAAGUGUUCAACAGAAGACUCUGUGAAUUGACUUAUUUCCCUUGCAUCUGGGAUUCGUACCAAGACAUCUGUCAGGUUUUACAAAAGGAGUUCAGUCAGCCAGGAAGGCGAACACUGGUCCAAAAACUGGGUGAAGCUUUCAGGGCUAAUGAAGAAUAUUUAGCCUGUGAAACUGGAAAACAACCAUUCAACAUCAUCAUUCUGUCAUUAUAAUUCUGACGGAGGAAAUACUGUCUGAAUCGACCUUUUAUAUACUGGUAUGGAGAUCAGAAAUUGUUUUCUGAUUUACACGCAUAAGGAGUCAAAGGACUGUUGCCACAUUUGGCAUUUAAGAUUUAAAUGAGACUGAGUGAUGGUUUGACUGUAAAUCUCGCCAGCAUUUCUGGAUGGGGAUAAUCACUUGCUUAUUUGCUCUUUACAUUUUGCUUUGAUUUUGUUUUGUUGUUAGUUUUUUUUUUUCAAAAUACCAGACACACUUUUGACAAACAAAAACUGCUUAAACAUGCACCUUCUUUUAUUUCAGACCAUUUUCUUUUAUUUGUACUGCCUAAACACCAAACUGAUGCCUUUGGAAUUUUUAUGAGUGGCAAACAAGAUUGAGGAAUGCUGCAUUCUGGGAGAUUUUUCUAUUAAUGUUCCUGUGUCUCGUGAAGUGAUGUGAAAACCUUUCUCUUUUGUACUGUUAAUGGUUUUCUUGGCUCGACUAAAAAAACUGUACUAGUAAUGAAAACAUUUUUUUUUCCCUCUUGGGUUUAUUUUAAGACAUUUCUUAAAGAAUGCUUGCUUUUUUAUUCUUUUUUUCUUAAUUUGCUCCACAUGACUGUGUGCCUCUUUCUAUGUUCCUGAGUUAUUCUUUUAUGGCAGUGUUCCUCUCUGUCAUCUUUGAUGAAUACUUCAGUAUCUUAGUUUUAUAACUGAAGAUGCUUUGUUGGCAUAUCAUAAUCUGCAUCCUUAAAAUAAUAUUCAUAUUUGUUUCACAGAAAGCCCAAGUUUUCCUUUUGUGGUAUUAAUUAACUAGUACUAUUUAUGCUUUUUUGUAGGUUGAGGGGGGAUAUUUUUAUUUAUGUUUGUGUAAAACAUUUCCUAAGUGACAAGAUUUUUUUACUGCCAAUCCAGAAACAGGUUUGCUACUGUAAUUGUUCAUUUUAUGUUGAUAGCCUCUCUUAAACAGUAAAUACUGUAGCUCAUCACACUUGCUGUACAUAAAAGCCUAUGAUAAGAGCUAGGAACUCAAGGUAUUCCUUUGGGUUCCAUUCAAGUCUGUGUAAAAUAAGACAAGUUUUUCAAGGUAUAAUCUGCAAGUGUUCUGAAUACAUUUUUAGCUUUGAGACUUUUUUUCAUUCCUUAAGCAGAAUUGUCUUUUAUCAAGGGCUUGUGUGCAUCUUUUGAAGUUACCAACUAGUGACAUAUAGCUUUUUAACCAAUGAUUUCUAAGAAUAAAUAUAACAAACAAGUGAUAUCUUUGCAUUUCAGGACAGAGCAAACUGAAGCAUUUAACGUACACAAAUGUACGUGUAAAAGACGUAAUGAACUCCUUAAAACAUUAGAUUAAAUUUUUGAGGAGUGUUCAUUGCUGAUAAACUUAAAUGCAAAUGUAAAGACCAUACAACAUUUUUUUUUCAAAACCAGAGAAAAAAACAGAAUUCUAGCACUUGCUCUUCCAAGAAAGCAUUCCUUUAAAAUGCAGGGAGGAAGUCCAAGAUGGAUGUUAUAUUCUGGGAUUCUAACUUAUUUAUACAGUACAGUUUCAUUUUCAUUUUCAGAGGGGAUGUGCCCUGCCCUUCAAUUUAGUUUAAUAUAUUUGUUGGUGAGGCAGGUGGUUUUUCCUUUGCUGAUGGUGUAUAAUGUUUGGAGCCACAAGUUUACUGAUCAUUUUUCCCUCAAUCUCAAAUUUAGGAUGCGCCUUAAUUUAAUUAAUCAAUGCACCAUAUUAAGUACGUCAAUAGGUAUUUUGCCUAUGUAGAUGACAGCUGUCAGAUCCUGGUUCUGGAGGGCCAAUGUGUCUGCAGGUUUUCAAAGUCUCGGUGCCUAAAGAGCUGGGAACAGCUGUUAAAUUGGUCCAGUUAAGACAGUAAUUAUUUGAUUAAGUUCAUUAGGAUCUGAGCUGGAGUGAAAAUAUACAGGCACACCAGCUCUCCAGAUCCAGAACUAGAGAGCACUGAUCUAGACAUUUACAACCCAUUUCACAGUAAUCUGGGCUUUCUUCACUAUUUCAGAUCAUCCCUGAUUUUCAAUGCAAAGUCUCUUGGUUAAUUAAAACUAUUUCCUCCAUGGUUAUUAUUUUCAAAUGAGAUUAAGAUUAGUGACGCCAGAUGUGCACUUAUGAAAUAUCAAUAUUAACAUUUUUUACAACCUAUCCAUUAAUCACUCAAAUGCAUUGUGAAAGGCAAUAGGUAUUGAGUUGUUAGGGCUUAAAUGUGUUAGAUCUGCUGUUAGUAAAGAAGAACAGAAAACAAAUCUUAUGCCCCAUUUCCUUGUGCCCUUUGGAGUAAUUAUUUAGUACAGAAUAAUUUGCUUUCAUGUAAAUGCAUUCUUGUGACUUAUGUAUGAGGUAAUUUAGAAUGACUUUUCCUGGGAAUUGUCACAGUCCACUAUCUGAAAGAUGGCCAAGGUCUUGUUUAUAUACAAAAUUGACAGAAUGUUUAAGUUUGUUUUACAAGAAAGUUUGCCUUUCAAUUCUUUUAAUAACACCAAACUGACGUACAGUAAAAUUUAGGUAUCAAAUACUAACAGAGAAUACAUGUAGCUUCUGAUGGCAGAUAAUUCUAAAAUGAUGCUCUUCGGAGGAUUAUGCAUUCAUAAUUAAUCCAUCUUCUGUUGUUUGGUGCUAUCAAAAACAAACUGCAUUGGGAAUUUUGAUUCAGUCUGCGUUAAGCCUACUGUCGAAGGAAAAGAACAACAAAAAUGAAUUAAAGAUUUGAGUUUAAACAAAUAUAUAUGCUAUACAGUACAUAUACUGUACACCAAACGUUAUGUAUUCAUGUUUAUAUAUAUACUAGACAUAUAAAGAAAAUUGAAACACCCAAUAUCAUUUAGUCGUAAGAUUUCAGCAGUGCUACAUCUGUUAAGCUUUGCAAGUGUGUUAAAUAUAUGGAGUAACUUUUUUCACUUUGUGGAUGAAUUUAAGAAUCAAAAGAAAGCAAGUGUCAUCCAUGCAACCCUAUGCUGGCAAGGGUGCCAUCAGUUAAAUAUUAAAAUAAAGCUUGAAAUGAACCAGUAAUAAGCAGCUUUCUGCUAGCAGAUGUGUGUGUGAAUGUACUGUAUCUCAUGGUUCAGCAACUUGAGCCGAUAUGGCCCAGGUUUGUAUAGGAUGACAUGUCCAGUUUUCAGCAAAUUCAGCCAGCCUGCGUCUUGACAGGUUGGCACUGUCUUCAAAAUGUCAUUCCCAAGCCGAUUGUUUGCAGAACGUGUUGAGAUCACAUCAAUUAUCUUACUUUGUUAAGCAAAUUAAAUAGGGUUCAAAUACAGUGUUCUUGUCUGGCCUUUCUCCGAUAUUGAAUUCAAGACCAUCACGUUACUGUAAUUUUCAAAGGUAAUGAGAAUUGAUCUGUCAAGGUAUUGACGGCUUGAGGUAGGUUUUCAUUUCUUUCUCAUCAUUCACUGAAACACCCAAUUUGUCUGCUAGCGUUUGAUUGGGAAGCACGAAGACUGUGAUAUGCCUCACCAUAUAAUACUUACUUAACCUAUCAUCUGCAACAAGGUCAUCACCUGUAUUACAGCUUGUCUGCCACAGGUGCUGCUCAGCAAAUGCAAUCUGAGAAAUACUGUACCACAACACUGUAAGUCAGAAGAACUGAGUUAAGGCUAGAAGCAAGAGCCUGUGGAGCAACAGCAAGUGAUGCAGUGCUGCACGUUGUUUUUUUCAUUCUGCGCACGCCAGUACCCACACUGCUGAAAGGUAUUUGAAGAGCUGUGACCUACGAAUGUCGAAAUUAGACAUUUAAAAUUAGAUUGUUAUAUUAGGUGCAAAGAAUGACCGCUUUAUUAUUGCCAACAUUUAUAUGUACAGUAUAAUUAAGUUUGGCUUUUAGUCGCGCAAUGUCUAUUAUAAGUUUGCAAGUUAACUCUUGUGAUUGAUAUUAAAAGGGGUCGAUCUUUAUAAUCACCUGGUGUGGAUACAGUAUAUCAAUAUGCAUGUGAUAUAUCCAGCGGGAUAGUGUUGGGAAUUGGAUUGGCGAUUUCCAGCAUGAAAUCUGGAAUAUUUGGGGAUUCCUUUCACAGAGGUCUUUCAAAGAGGUCUGAGAAAUGACUAGAUGGAUCCCUGAAAUAACUUUCUGGAUUCCCAGUGACCACAUUGGUUGACGGACUCCAAAACAACAUCUUACAACGCAUUAAGUGUAAUCUUAGAAAACAUGUUCUUGGUAAGAAAAAUACACAAUUCUGCAUUUUGUUUGAAUUAAAGGGAUAACUUAUCAUAACACCAGACUUUUCAGGUCUGUUUUUUUUUUCCUGUUUUAGAAAACAGAGGUUCAAAGAAGCCCGCCUUUCAGCAAAGUCUGCAAGAGAACGUUUGCUCGGUUGCUGUACUAAAACUAAGAGAAAUUGGGAUAUCAUUUGGAAUGUAACUAGAUAACUUUCUCAUUAGCUUCAGGGAAUCUAACAUGUUCAGUGUGUGGUUAUACUGUUAAAAACAAGUCGGAACAUUCUUGUCACCCGUUUUUGUCUAAAUCAUGUUGAUACCAAAAUUGUAGUUUUCCUUUUUAGCUUUAAUUUAAUAAUUUUACAUCACUAAAGUAGUAACUUUACAUUGUGUAUAUAGUUUACAGUUAAAAUGCUUAUGUGCCUGCAUUCCAAAUGACUGUUUUUGUAUAAAUAAAAUAGUGCAGUUCCAAACUUACAGAAUUCUGGACUAAAUGAAAAAACAGGAAAAUUGCAUAGACUCUGAGGUGAACAUGUGAUUUGUGCAUUUUUCUGAUGUCAUCAUACCUUGUAGCAUCAAUUUUGUAAUUGCACAUUGGGAUUGCUAAUAUUGUGCAGUAAGAAGUAAGAAUUUGCUGUUUGACCUCUCCUGUAAUUUAGAGCAGUGAAUGACGUUCUGUGGUAGUACAUAAGGAGUAAAGAUUGGAGGGAUUUUUUUCAAUUUGUUUUUUCAGUGACUUUGACGUUAAACCCAACUACUAUAUUGCCCUUCUUAAGAAUCUCUGUUCACUUUUCUCCUUCUUCAGUUUCUGUUAGCAGAAUUAGUUAUCACUUACACUUAAUGUUUUCUACAGCCGUUUUAAAAAAUAUUUUUUUUAGUUCGAUUUAUUCACACUCAUUAGAACUGAUCUGUUCCUCAGUGUGUAAAGUAUAUAAUGAAGAUUUUAAGUGUGACACUUUGAUUCUUCUGGGUUUUACUAAUCUGAUUAGACUGGUUUCUUGUGCCCAGUACUGUAUUGAUUGCAUUUAAACAAUAUUUUGGGUAAAUAAAGAUAAUUGGUAGAGUAUUUGAACACAUACAUACCAAGAAUCUAUACACUAUUGUAUUUAAUGCCUGCAUUGUAGCAUUUACAAAUCUUAAUACUGUCAACAUUUUAUUAUAAUUUUGCUUUAAUGCAAAACUAUUUUUUGUAAUGCAAAAUUCUAAUAAAAACAGAUUUAUUUCCUUUGUUUGUAUUCCUAGAUAAUUUAAACAUGAAUUAGUAGUUCGUUUCUGGUACGCCUGUGGUGAAAAGCUGUUUUUACUGUAUUUUACCCAUACAGAGCUUAGUUAUGUACUCAUCAAGCCCAAGUAAAACAUGCAGUAAAAUGAAAAUGUUUAAAUUUACACCACUUCAGGUUCCUUCUGGAUUUCUUUUUCAACCACUGAUGGUGCAUAGCUGUUGUAGCGUUGUUCCAUUAUUGUAAACGUAAAAAAAACCACAGAUUUCUGCACCAGAACACUGCUUUUAAAAGUGUAGGAAACUGCAUUAUGAUUUUGAAAAGCUGUAGAAAGACUUUUCAUUUGUCCCUGUGUGAAACUGAACAAAAGACCAUUUGCUCAAUGCACAUAUACUGACAGCCUUGGGCUUCAGGCUCUGGGGGUGUUUUAAAGAAUUUACCGUAUCUAUUUAGGUUUUGUACAUUGAAUGUUGAAAUUGUAAAAUCUUAUAUAGAAUGCAUAAUGUCAUAUCCAACCUACUUUUUUGUAUACAAUCAAUAAAUAAGAAAAAUAAUUAAAAUAAACUGUUGUCCUUUAAAUCUGGUUCAAAUCAUAUCGGUCUUUACUGUUGUACAGAAAAAACACAAAUAUUCUUGCAAAUAUUUAGACUCAAGAGUCCAAAAUGGUGGAUAUUAUGACCAUAGUGUGUGAUGAUCUUACUGCUUGGUGCCUUAUGACCGAUCCAGAUGUAUAGCCUGAGAAAUGCACUGGGGAGCUGGCAUAGAGAA
Messenger RNA from Lepisosteus oculatus (spotted gar), 8424 nucleotides. The record is from RefSeq and is a predicted model, not a curated record. NCBI's taxonomy places the organism in Eukaryota, Metazoa, Chordata, Actinopteri, Semionotiformes, Lepisosteidae.